AUGGAUCACUUGGAGGAAACCACGGGUCGAGACCAACCCGACAAGCAGCGCUCUCUUUGCGCCGCUCAUGACGUCAGAUUCACGGACUUUUGCUCCCAACACGAAAUUGAAGGACCAUGGAUCUGCCUCCUCGAUAUAUGCCCUGGAUACGUCUUGUUCGUUGCCAAAGAACACUAUUCCUGUGUCGAGUGCCGGUUCAAGCCUAACGGUCAAUCCAGUCCUUGUCUCCUCUGUACCAUCAGGCUCGACCUUAUUACCGAACUCGCUGCCUUCGUCAACAACAAGUCCCACGCCUCGUAUCCCAUCCACACGAUCGACACAGAAUAUGCAGCGGGUGUAGAUGGUCCACUUGAUGAUCUUGGGCGGCAAGACAGAAAGAAAUGCUCCGGAUGGGAUCCUGGCCAUGGUCAGGAAAUCGAUGACUCUUCGUUGAUAAUAGAGUCUCUAGCCGUCGAUAACGCCCGUCCGAAUGACGCACAUGUGAGCCAAACUCAGUUGGGAAAGCGUAAACUGGCAAUAAACCAGAACAGGGACGAGGAUGGGGAUGGCGGCGCGAUAAAACGCCAUCAUUCGGAUGCAAAGAAGCUAGUUUACGCUUGUCCCUUCUUCAAACAUGACCGGGAGCAACACAGCUCAUGCCGCAACCGGAAAUUCAAGAAAAUGUUCCAGUUAGAAGGACACAUUACUCGCCGCCAUGCAUUUGGUGAUUAUUACUGCGCGAUUUGCUACGAAGAAUUCGCAGACACAGCGACUUGGACCAGUCAUUGCAGGAGCUCCAUUUGCCAACCUCGAGCGACACCUCCUCGUAUUUUCGCUGACGACUUCCACACGUUCUUCCAGGAUCUGGUUUCGUUGAGACAGACUCCGACUCAAAUGUGGUUUGCCAUCUGGGACCACAUUUUCCCAGGCGUCGAUCGACCUGAGAGCCCUUACUUCUCCUAA
Molecule: messenger RNA, 942 nt
Organism: Clonostachys solani
Lineage: Eukaryota; Fungi; Ascomycota; Sordariomycetes; Hypocreales; Bionectriaceae
Source: the annotation of a GenBank genome assembly